GGUGGUGGCGGCGGCUGCCGGGGCUCGGCUGUCGGGGAAGCUGCUGAGCUGUGAUGGUGAUGACGAGGUGAAAAUGGCGGAUCUUUCGAAAUACAAUCCCGGCCCCUGACAUACCAGAGGCGGCGGCCGCGGCGACGUCGCCACCCCGGCUCCCUCCUGAGCCCCCGGGUACCCUGUAGUGCUCCAUUUCGGGCAAACUGGAAAAGGAAGCUGCUGGACAGAGCUACCGUGCACAGGCAAAACAAGCACUUGCCCGGGCUCGGAAUUGCCGGGACCUUCUGGAGCCCGCUCUUCGGAGCCGGAGGGUGGAGAAAGCGGCAGCCUCUGGAGCACCUGGGCAUCUUCCUAGAAGCAGAGCGAUCAUGGAGGUGGUGCCGGCUGAGGUGAAUAGCUUGCUUCCAGAGGAGAUAAUGGACACUGCUAUAACUUUAGUGGAUGAGGAUAGUAUUGAGGCUGUAAUUGUGUCAUCCCCAAUUCCCAUGGAGACAGAACUGGAAGAAAUUGUCAACAUAAAUUCUACUGGUGACUCUACAGCCACGCCCAUUUCCACGGAACCCAUCACAGUGUACAGUAACCACACUAACCAAGUUGCAGUGAAUACCACAGUUACUAAAGCAGAUUCUAAUACCACAGUGAAACCAGCAUUUCCAAGUGGCCUUCAAAAACUUGGUGCUCAGACUCCUGUGACUAUAUCAGCCAAUCAGAUUAUUCUAAACAAAGUAUCACAGACAUCUGAUCUUAAACUUGGCAAUCAGACCCUUAAACCAGAUGGACAGAAGUUAAUUUUAACAACUUUGGGCAAAUCUGGUUCACCAAUUGUUUUAGCACUACCCCAUAGCCAACUACCCCAGGCUCAGAAAGUUACAGCUCAGGCCCAGCCAGGAGAUGCUAAGUUGCCACCGCAGCAAAUUAAAGUAGUUACCAUUGGAGGGGGGCCAGAGGUGAAACCUGUCAUUGGUGUCUCAGCACUGACCCCAGGAAGUCAACUGAUUAAUACUGCAACUCAGCCCUCUGUGUUACAGACCCAACAGUUAAAAACAGUGCAGAUUGCUAAGAAGCCUCGAACACCAACCUCUGGUCCAGUGAUCACGAAGCUGAUCUUUGCAAAACCAAUUAAUAGUAAAGCGGUCACAGGACAGACAACUCAAGUGUCACCACCAGUCAUCACAGGUAGGGUUCUUUCACAGUCUACUCCUGGAACUCCAUCAAAGACCAUAACUAUAUCGGAAAGUGGUGUUAUCGGAUCAACUUUAAAUCCUACAACACAGACACCAAAUAAGAUAGCCAUCUCACCUUUGAAGUCACCAAAUAAGGCAGUGAAGUCGGCUGUGCAGACCAUCACUGUUGGAGGGAUGAGCACAUCACAGUUUAAGACCAUCAUUCCUCUGGCAACUGCGCCCAAUGUCCAGCAGAUCCAAGUGCCUGGAAGCAAGUUUCAUUAUGUCCGGCUUGUUACAGCCACAACAGCCAGUAGCUCAGCCCAGCCAGCUAGUCAGAAUCCCAGUGUAAACACUCAGCCUCUUCAGCAAGGGAUCAAACUCGGGUCUUCAAGCUUGGUGGUUCCAAAACCAAUCAAUUCAACUUCACAAAUUGUAACUACUAGCCAGCCACAGCAAAGGCUUAUCAUGCCUGCCACACCCCUGCCGCAGAUCCAGCCCAACCUCACUAACCUGCCACCGGGAACUGUGCUGGCCCCUGCUCCAGGGACAGGGAAUGUGGGCUAUGCAGUGCUUCCAGCUCAGUAUGUUACUCAGUUACAGCAGUCUUCGUAUGUGUCUAUAGCAAGCAGCUCUAAUUUUACUGGAACAUCUGGUAUCCAGACACAGGCAAGACUUCCAUUCAAUGGCAUAAUACCAUCAGAGUCUGCCAGUCGGCCCAGAAAACCCUGUAACUGUACAAAGUCCCUGUGCCUGAAAUUAUACUGUGAUUGUUUUGCGAAUGGUGAGUUUUGCAACAACUGCAAUUGUACCAAUUGUUACAACAAUUUGGAACAUGAAAAUGAAAGACAAAAAGCAAUAAAGGCAUGCCUUGAUAGAAAUCCAGAAGCCUUUAAGCCGAAGAUAGGGAAAGGCAAAGAGGGGGAGUCGGAUCGGCGGCACAGCAAAGGGUGUAACUGCAAACGGUCAGGAUGUCUUAAGAACUACUGUGAGUGCUACGAGGCAAAAAUAAUGUGUUCCUCAAUCUGUAAAUGCAUUGGCUGUAAGAAUUUUGAAGAAAGCCCAGAACGGAAGACCUUGAUGCACUUAGCAGAUGCAGCUGAAGUAAGGGUCCAGCAACAGACGGCAGCCAAGACCAAGCUAUCCUCUCAAAUCUCAGACUUGCUGACCAGGCCAACUCCCGCUCUGAACAGUGGAGGAGGAAAAUUGCCAUUUACGUUUGUAACUAAGGAAGUAGCUGAAGCCACGUGUAAUUGCCUUCUUGCCCAGGCAGAGCAGGCAGACAAGAAGGGGAAAUCAAAGGCAGCGGCAGAACGGAUGAUACUUGAGGAAUUUGGACGGUGUUUGAUGAGCGUCAUCAACUCUGCAGGAAAAGCAAAAAGUGACCCUUGUGCCAUGCACUGCUAAUUCUUGCACAAAAGACGGACAUGGAACUGUACAGAAAAUUUAAGGUGCCAGGACACUUGAUUUUCUAGAAGAUAAUAAUUGCUGUAUUUUAAUUCAGCCUUUGUUUUAAGAGACCAGAAACUAUACUAUUGAAUGAGAAGAAAUUUUAAAUGAAGAAAUUGGUACAUUUUAAAUCUUAGUUAAUUCUGCCUAUGUCCCUUCUAAAUUUUUUCUUUAAAAUUUUUUCCUUUAUUGUAUUAUAUAUUUUUUUAAUUUGCUUGGGUUUCUUAAGAAUUAGAUGUUCUGUCCUGAUUCUAUUGACAAAGUACAUUCAUAAAUUAUUGUAAUACCAUUUAUGAUGUAUGGUGUUGUAUGACUUUGUUCAGUAGAAAGAGCCAAGGCAGCAUGGGUAUUUUCCAUUCUUUGGCUCCAGAUCCAGAAUCUUCACAGGUAGAAUGUCCACAUAACCAGAUUCUUAAUGAAACAUAUAACAUUUUGUCUAGAAAAACACCACCCUUUUAAGGAAAAAAAUCAGCCUUUUUGGGUGGGUUCUGUAAUACUAUCUUUUGUCUUUGGGAAAUUAGAAGGGAAAACAAUCCCAAUCAUACUUUCCAGUUAUGAAGUUUGUAUUUUCUUUAAAGAAAACAAAAUAUCAAGGGACAGUAAUUUUCAGAGGAUGGGCAGUGUCUGUGAUAAGGAAUGGCUAAUGUGUUCUGGGAUGUCUUCAUUCCUUUGAAGGGGGUGGUUUGUUUUGUAAUAAUUGUCAAAGUUUUUAUGGAUAAUUACUAAAAUGAGAGAUUGUGUGAAUUGAAGUAAACAUUUUAUGUCAAGAUUAAAUAUAGGACUCAUAAGUAUCAAGUAGAGAAUGGACUUGGAUGGAGAAGCAAGGGUACAAAGCUGUGAGAUUAUGUACGAUGAAGUUUUUAUCCACACAGUUCUCUGUAGACUUUGGAACUAAGUUUGAAUCAGUGUGUGUCACCUGAUUUACUGGAGUGGGCCUCCUGGCAGCUUUCACGAUUGAAGUGAGCUAUCUUUUUAUAAAGGUAGUUUAAUACAGCUGCUUUGUUUUUAGCCAGUGAUUUGGUAAGCUGAGGUGUGUUUGCUCUCAUAAUUGCAAAAAUAACCUAAAUAAUUUUUAGUAAUUAAAAACUGUAUAAUCUUAAGAGCCUAAUGUAAUAGGACUCUUGAGUGUUUGACAAUGGGAAAAACUAUGUUGGAAUUGAGGCAUUUUGUAUGGUACCUUAAUCCUCGGUAACUAUUAGCAUAUGCUUAUAACCCUGCCUACAAGGAUUCUAUAGUUGUAUGUAGUGUGUAUAUAUGUUCAUAUGAACAUGAAAGAUAUAGGCAAUAGAAAUUAAUGCAAAGAGGAUUCCGUUAUUCAUUAAAGUAUCCUCUUUUAAAUUGUGGAUUUAUAAAUUAUAGUGCAGUAACUUUAAAUGUAGAUAAUGCAGACAUUCUUAGCACCUCAGUCUAGUGUGUCGAAGUAAACUUUGUAUAAAUGUAAAUUAGUCUAAAAGGACAAAAUAAUAUCUAAUCAAGUUAUUUUUCAAAAGACUGCAAUAAGUUUUUGGUUUAAACCUAAACUUUGUUCAUUUUGUAUAUAUUGUGUGUUAAUUUUAAUUGCACCAUUGUGAUGUGUAUUUAUAUACAGUGUGCACAAAAUGUUUGUGAAUUUUUGAUUAUGAUUGUAGAUUAUGUAUGAUGGCAUUGCUUAAGAAUGUUUUGCUUGUUAAAACUUUGAAGGUGCAAUCAAAUGCUACUAGUCUGACUUUUCAGAAGCUCUCUAAAGUAUCGAGCCCUUUCUUUCUGUCUGGUCCUCACUAAGCAACCUUUUGUAUUAGGCAUUUGCAUCAAAUCCUGAACAAAAUUAAUAGCCACAUUAAUUUACCAAUUUUAAAAGAUUACUUGGGGAGGGUUCGGUAUAUAAUUUUUAAGCCCUAUUACAUCCCAAAGUAGAAAGAUUAUAUUUACUAGAGCUAUUCAAAAAGUACACUUUUCUAUAUUGUAAAAACAGGGCAGAAGAAUAAAUCAUACAGAAAAUAAACAUUUAUACUAUUCUGUAAGAAAAAAAAGGUUUUGCAUUUUUUCUUCAGUUCAAUACCAAUUUUAACCAUUUACCAUGCAAUAAGCCUUUUUAGUUACCUGAUUUUCAAGUACAUUUGACAUUACUUGUGAAAAAACUUGAAGGCUCUCAUCUUUGCACAGUUCACUAGCAUGAGUUGCACUGAAAUGAGAAUAUGCCUGUGAUUUCCAAUGUCUAUGGCAGAAAUGCGUCUGCUCUGUUAGGUGCAGGAUGCUCUCACCACCACCUUCCUUAGUUCUGUGGCUCUGAGGUCGUAGAAGCAGCAUGUAGAUCUUGUCCUGGAGAUGGAAGCUUGGUAUUGUAGGCAAUGAAGCCAGAGCCCUGGUUGAGGGAGGAGGAUGGGCUGGCUUAGCGGCCC
Molecule: messenger RNA, 4984 nt
Organism: Alexandromys fortis (reed vole)
Lineage: Eukaryota; Metazoa; Chordata; Mammalia; Rodentia; Cricetidae
Gene: Lin54
Product: lin-54 DREAM MuvB core complex component
Exons: 13
Coding region: 363-2564 (733 amino acids)
Biological process (GO): regulation of DNA-templated transcription
Cellular component (GO): nucleus
Source: RefSeq, a predicted model, not a curated record